AUGUGUACCACGGAGAUGACGGAAUCGUACACGAUGUCGCCGUCGACGACGGUAUCUUCCAGCGCCGCAACUAGAAGCUCGCCAGGUCGGGGGGAUGUUCAAGACGACGAGGACGAGAUCUCCGUAGGCUGUCCUAGCCCGCUGCCACUAGUGGUCGUGACGCCAAACACGGAAGACGAGCUGGCCUCCUCCAGGGAGGACUACGCCGACCGGCUGAAUCCCAGAAGAACCUACGUGCGAGAUUCGAUGACGGAGGAUGAAGAGAGGGACUAUUCUCGUAACGGAGAAUACAGGAUGUCAAAUGGGCGAACCGGUAGCAGGACUCGCGAGAGCGGUGAUUCAGUUACAACGCUCAGAGACGACGAGGAAGAUGAUGAGGAAGAAGAAGAGGUAAACAGCAGGACAGGUAGCAAUGGUGCGACAACUGCCGGCACGACCGACGAUUAUUUCAAGCCGCUGAAACGUUUGAAGAUGGUGCAGGUGCAACAUUCGGAUGAGGAGGACGAGAGAGAACGGGAGUCCAACGAUCGCGGGGUCAAAUCCUUCAGUAUCCUCGACAUCUUGUCGCAUCGGCCAAAAGCGAAGAUUGUCCGUCCCUGGGACACGGUGGACUCCGGCCUCGGCCAUCAGCACCGCCAUCAUCUUCAGCAGCAUCAACAUCAUCAACACCAUCUGCACCACCAUCAUCAUCACAGUAGUCAUCCGAGUCACGCGGCCGGACCUCGGGACCUCUCGCUGAUGGGUAUGUCACUCGCAUCCAUGUCCGGCUCCAUUAGCGAGCCGCCCCUCAGCAGCUCCUCGUCGUCCGGAAGGAGCUCCGUGUCGGAUUCCGGUAGCCCGGACCCGCUCGCCCAUCAUCACCAUCAUCAUGCCGCGCUUCAUCACGCGGCCAUUCAUCCCGGUCUGCAUCACCCGGCGCUCCAGCAGCCGCAACAGCAGCAGCAUCAGCAGUUCAAGAGGAAAACGUCGCAACAGCACGGCUCGCACGCCGGCCAAAACGGCAAGCGAACUACAGGGCAAGGCAGUCCCUUGGAUGCGCUCUUCCAAAUGACUAGCAAGACCUUCGAUGCGGGCGAGCAUAGUCAGGAACAAGCUAAUCACUUGAACCUGUUCAACAAUCGCCAGCAACCGAAAAAGAAGCGCAAGAGUCGGACCGCAUUCACGAAUCAGCAGAUCUUCGAGCUGGAGAAGAGAUUUCUGUACCAGAAGUACUUGAGUCCGGCCGACAGGGACGAGAUUGCCGCUCAGCUGGGUCUCAGCAAUGCCCAAGUGAUCACGUGGUUCCAAAACAGAAGAGCAAAGCUCAAGAGGGACAUGGAGGAGCUUAAAAAGGACGUACAGACUGUGAAUCCACUUUUGGUCGCUCAACAUCACAAGACUUUCCUAGAGAAUGUGCAAGAUCUGGGAAUUCUAAAGAAACGACCAUUGCCAAACUCCAUGGAUGAGAAAUCGUAGAGAUCGAUUCGCGAAAUAGCUCUUUUUCGAUCUUCUGUGUGCAAUCGGAACUCAAUACACGAAUUGGACAACGGACAGUUACUCGUAUAAUGGUAUCUUCGAUCGAGAAGAAAGAUCGAACAGUGAUACGAUGUCGUGUUACGAUGUACUAUUCUGAAAGGCAUAUACGAAAAUUGUUUUAUGCGUCAAUGCGUAAAUUUUGUAUAGUUUUUUAAAUGUGCGAUUCAAUCCUUUGACGUAAUUUAGUAUCCUUACUUUAAAAAAAAAAAAAACGUGCGAAUAAAAUCUAACAAUAGUCAUCUUCUCAAACUUAUUUAGCAUUGCUUAGUAAUAUACUACGAUUAAAUCUUCAAAAUCAUUUCUUUUAAAAUAAUUUACACUGUUAUUGCAUUCACAAUUUUUCGAUAAGCAAAUAUUCUCUACAAUGGUACAAAGCAGUGACAAAACCGUAAAUACUACGUAGCAGAAGAAACCGUAAAAGUAAAAAUUAUAAAUUUCAAUAGAAAUUUUCGUUGUGCUUGUUAGAACUGAAAAGAAGUAGCGUUUUAUGUCGUAAUUUAUGGCUUGAAAAAUGGGAGGCGUAUGGUCUGAUGCAAUUUUAUGAAGCGCGGAGAGCGCGGUGUAUUAUAUUGUAUUUAUUAUCAUCUCGCGAAAAAAACAGGAGAACGGGCCGUGUGAGGAAGGCCGGUUAAAGCCGUCGAUAAUAAUAAAUUAUUAAGCAAAUAUUAUUCCGUAAAUUAUAAAUAACCACGCAUUCUGUGGCGCCAUUGUGUACAUAUACUGUAUAUACGUAUGCAUCGUUCCCUUGAUAAUAUUACGUAUAAACAUGAUAGAGUCGUUAUACAUGAUUAGAAUUUAAAAAAAAAGAUCGUAAACAUAUAUAGAUGGGACACUGCAAUAUACCUGAUUAUGAGUUUAAUUAGUAAAUUUUAGGAGCGAGUAUAUAAGAUGUAUAUCUACAUACGGUGAGAUUCGUAAAGUGAUAGUGUGAGAUGCGUGAGAGUAAAUUAGGAGCGCGUAUAUAAAUCGACUUAGUACAGUGUAUAGCGAAGCUAAAUAAAUGGAAG
Molecule: messenger RNA, 2522 nt
Organism: Formica exsecta
Lineage: Eukaryota; Metazoa; Arthropoda; Insecta; Hymenoptera; Formicidae
Product: LIM domain-containing protein A-like
Biological process (GO): regulation of DNA-templated transcription
Molecular function (GO): DNA binding; DNA-binding transcription factor activity, RNA polymerase II-specific
Source: RefSeq, a predicted model, not a curated record